Messenger RNA from Trematosphaeria pertusa, 1876 nucleotides. RefSeq lists its product as uncharacterized. The coding region runs from base 37 to 1614 and encodes 525 amino acids. Lineage: Eukaryota; Fungi; Ascomycota; Dothideomycetes; Pleosporales; Trematosphaeriaceae. The transcript has 3 exons. The record is from RefSeq and is a predicted model, not a curated record.
CCCGCAGCCGGAGCCCUACGCUCGGGGUCAGACACCAUGGCCGGCCCAGACUCCUCCACCAACGGCGACGAGGGCGCCGACGAGGGCGCCGACUCGACUGCAGGCCCGCAGCCCGCCGCCAAAAAGCGCCGCACCGGCACGUCGUCGCGCGGCGUCGCGAACCUCACGCCCGAGCAGCUCGCCCGCAAGCGCGCCAACGACCGCGAGGCCCAGCGCGCCAUCCGCGAGCGCACCCGGAGCCAGAUCGACACCCUCAACCGCCGCAUCCACGAGCUCGAGAGCCAGCAGCCCUACCGCGACCUGGAGCUUGUCGUCCGCGAGAAGAGCGCCAUCCAGGCCGAGAAUGCCGAUAUCCGGAAGCGGCUGGAGAGCGUCCUGUCCAUUAUCCAGCCCAUCCUGCGCGCCCCCGGAGGGCUGAACGAACUGGCAGCAGCCGCUGAGCGCUCCCCUCUUGCCGUUCCCCUACCGCAGCACCCCCCGUUGCACCCUCCCGACCCGCGCACCUUCCACUCCACCCUCGGCGAGAUAGCCGCCUCUCCUCGCAAUGGCAUCCAUUCCCCAGGCACGGCAGAGCGACAGUGGCUCUUCCCCGAAGCCCCUGGCGGCCAUGUGCGACAAUGGGCCCGCGAGGCCUCGCAGUACCCGCACGAACCCCCUCCCAUGCCUCCCGAGAUGCCCUUCGACGAGAGGCUAGGCGUUGACUUCAUCCUGGCGGACAAUGGACAGCGAAGGCCCGUGGAUCCGAACCUGCCUCCGCCCAAACAGCCGCCGACCAUCAGCACGAAUGGCAUAGGGCAGCAUGCGCCCGUCAUGGUCCCGUACACCGCGCUGCCACGCAACAUCGCAAGCACCUGUCCACUCGAUGCCAUUCUGCUGGACUUCCUGGCAGAGCGGCAGGCCCGGGCCCAGGAAGGCGUGCCCACAAAGGUCCUCGUCGGUCCGCUGUACCCCAAUUUCACGUCCAUUGUGCACCCGGAGCGCCGCGAUGAAGCACAUCCCUUGUCAAAGCUCUUCACAGACAUCCUGCGCACAUUUCCGGACAUUUGUGGACUCCCAGAGCAGGUCGCCAUUGUCUACGUCAUGUUCCUUAUUAUGCGCUGGCAGAUCGAGCCUACGAGGGAGAAUUAUGACAGACUGCCUGAAUGGGUCACGCCGCGCGCAUCGCAGCUGUUCGUCCCUCAUCCGCUUUGGUUUGAUCAUCUCCCAUGGCCACGUCUACGCGAUCGCUUGAUCGCAACCCAGCCCUUCACUUCUUUCGACACCUUCUUCAUUCCUUUCACAACAACUGUGUCUUUGAACUGGCCCUACGAAGCCCGCGACUGUCUCCUUCCAGCCUCUAAGGUCCACCCUUCGAGCCUGUCGACUACAUCCUCCGUUCCCGCGUCGAGCCCUUUCUCCACCGCCGUGAAUGCGGGGUCUCCUCCAGGACCACCCACGCCCCAACCUAGCGCGAGUACGCCCGGCGGCCUCAGCGCGAAGGACGAUGAUCAAUGGCUCAUCAACCCUGCGUUCGAAACCCAUCUACGAAAUCUCAGCAAUUGGAGCCUGGGGCCCUCGUUCGGAUCCACCUUCCCGGCCUUCAGAGACACCGUCAGAAUCAAAGAAGGCCGCUAGCCGCAUUUGUAGAUGCAAGCUGCGGCGACCCGGCCGCGCCCUAAUUUCGGUUUGUCGUGAUGAAAUUUUUUUUUGUUGUGAGUAUCAUGUACCAUUUUUAUUUUGGAGUAUCGCCAAAAGGUAUUGAUAUGCUAUUCUUUUACGAGCAUGUCCUGUCUAUAAUAGUCGGCGUUUCCAAAAGGUUCCAAGGUUCCAAGGUUGGCGCCUUGUCACGUGGGUGGUGGGAAUAGUCGACAUCAAUCAAGAGGCGGGUGUUUAUCUG